Messenger RNA from Solea senegalensis (Senegalese sole), 658 nucleotides. Its product is annotated as hepatocyte nuclear factor 1-beta-A-like. Gene Ontology annotation, molecular function: DNA-binding transcription factor activity, RNA polymerase II-specific; RNA polymerase II cis-regulatory region sequence-specific DNA binding. The record is from RefSeq and is a predicted model, not a curated record. Gene Ontology annotation, biological process: pancreas development; insulin secretion; liver development. The transcript has 5 exons. NCBI's taxonomy places the organism in Eukaryota, Metazoa, Chordata, Actinopteri, Pleuronectiformes, Soleidae. The annotation marks the transcript as partial. Gene Ontology annotation, cellular component: nucleus.
CUCUCUCUCUGUGUCUCAGUGCGUUACAGCCAGGGCGAGGUCUCGUCCUCCGCCGCCAUCAGUCAUCACACUGGUAACUCCAUGGCAACCAGCCAGUCAGUGCUUCAGCAGGUGUCUCCGGGCGGACUGGACCACGGACACAGUCUGCUGUCACCUGACGCCAAGAUGAUCUCUGGUUCAGGUGGAGGUCUUCCUCCCGUCAGUACUCUGACAAACAUCCACAGCUCUCACCACGGUCACCAGCAGACACAGAACCUCAUCAUGCCUCUGUCUGGAGUCAUGGCCAUCGCUCAGAGUCUAAACACGUCGCAGUCUCAGUCGGUGCCGGUGAUCAACAGCGUGGCAGGAAGUCUGGCGGCGCUGCAGCCGGUCCAGUUCUCCCAGCAGCUGCACAGUCCACACCAGCAGAGUCUGAUGCAGCAGUCGCCGAGUCACUCACACAUGUAUCCUCACAAGCAGGAGCCGCCACAAUAUUCUCACCCGUCACGCUUCUCCUCGGCCAUGGUGGUGACGGACGCCAACAGCAUCAGCACGCUCAGCUCUAUGUCGUCCAGCAAGACGGUCAGUCCUUCACAAAUCACCCUGUCACACCAUCACCCUGUAAUACCAUCACACAUUCACCCUGUCACACAUUCACCCUGUAAUACCAUCACACAUU